CCUUCUCCGCGUUUUCAUUCACAUAUACACGCACACCACUAAUACAUUUUCAGACAUAUAUAAUACUCUUUCAAUCCAAAAGCACAUUAUUCAAACAACAUGGCACUCACCACAACAUUUUUCUCUCUCUUUCUCCUAAUCAUCACCGUCGCCGGACAAACAACUCCGGUGGCUGAAGCUCCGGCACCGGCAGCCGAUGACUGUAACGGUAUAUUCUUGCAGUAUGUGUUUAAUUCCGGAUCUAAAAUCAAACCCACUUUGAAAACUCGUCAACCCUACAAGUUUCAGUCUAUUCUCAGUAUUACUAACAACGGACUUGAGGAACUUAAGUUAUGGAGGGUUUUUGUUGGGUUUCAACAUGAUGAGAUUUUGGUUUCUGCUUCUAAUGCUCUGCUUGCUGAUGGGGAAUCAUUUCCUGCUUUAGUUGGUAAUGGUACUGUUUUUGCUGGAUUUCCGGCUGCCGAUCUUAAGACUGCUGUGGAAACUGCUGGAGAUACUACACAGACGAGUGUUCAAAUCAAAAUUGUGGGUACCCAGUUUGGAGUUGGCUCUCCUAAUGUACCUAUGCCCUCCAAUAUCUCUUUGGAAAAUGAUGGGUUUAUUUGCCCUAAACCCUCUAUGCAAGGAAAGAGUGUUAUGCAAGUAUGCUGUAUUAAAGACGAAAAUUUCAAAACAAAUUUGACGUUGGGUGAGAAAUUUAGUCCACGCCAAGAUGGGGAUCUUACAAUUAUGUAUGAUAUCCUAAGAACAUAUGAUUCAAAUUACUGGGCUCAGGUUACCAUUGCAAACCAUAAUCCCCUUGGUCGCCUUGAUAACUGGAAACUAAGUUGGGACUGGAUGAAGGAUGAGUUUAUUUGGGAAAUGAAAGGCGCAUAUCCCUCUGUUGUUGAUACUUCUGAGUGUGUUUUUGGGCCACAGGCAAAAUUUUAUCAAAACCUUGACUUUUCCACUGGUUUGAACUGUCAGAGAAGGCCGACACUAAUUGAUCUGCCGCUGGAGAAGACCAAUGAUACAAAGUUGGGAAUGAUACCUUUUUGUUGUCGGAAUGGGACAAUCUUGCCACCUGCUAUGGACCCAAGCAAGUCUGUUUCAGCAUUCCAGAUGAAUGUCUUUAAAAUGCCUCCAGAUCUUAAUCGCUCCUCGUUCACUCCUCCACAGAAUUGGAAGAUUGAAGGCAGACUGAAUCCAGAUUAUAAGUGUGGACCUCCAGUCCGUGUAAGCCCCACCCAAGUCCCUGAUCCUAGUGGAUUGUUACCUGCUACAUCAGUAUUUGCUAGCUGGCAAGUUGUAUGCAACAUCACCCAACCAAAAGGAGCUAGCCCCAGAUGCUGUGUUUCUUUCUCUGCUUUCUACAAUGAAUCUAUCAUUCCUUGUCCAACAUGCGCCUGUGGUUGUCCUUCCAAUACUGCUCGUACAUGUAGCACGAAAGCCCCAGCUCUUCUCCUCCCAUCUCAGGCUCUUCUGGUUCCAUUUGACAAUAGAACCAAGAUGUCCCUUGCCUGGGCUGAAAUUAAUCAUCUUCCAGUUUCAAACCCAUUGCCAUGUGGAGAUAACUGUGGUGUAAGCAUCAACUGGCAUUUGUUCACAGACUAUAGGGGUGGAUGGUCUGCCAGGAUCACCAUCUUCAACUGGGAGGACGCUGCUUUUGCUGAUUGGUUCACUGCGGUGGAAUUGGACAAAGCAGCGGCUGGUUUUGACGCAGUGUAUUCAUUCAAUGGAACUAUGUUAGAUGGGGUUAAUAAUACCAUAUUCAUGCAGGGCCUUCCAGGCUUGAACUAUAUUGUAGCAGAAGCAGAUGGAGCUAAUCCAGCGAAAGAUCCCCGAGUACCUGGGAAACAACAAUCAGUAAUCUCAUUCACAAAGAAGAAUAUCCCAAACAUCAACGUUGCUGCUGGUGAUGGGUUUCCAACAAAAUUAUACUUCAAUGGAGAAGAGUGCUCAUUGCCAAAGCUACUCCCAACAAGCAGUUCAUCUAGAAUAUCUUCAUUCACUGUCACUACUUCCAUUCUUGCAGCAGUUGUGGUUUUUAUGUUGGUGCGACAAUAGCAGUGAGCUGUGGCGUUUUCUCUUCAUUUCAUACCCUGCCAAUUGAUUCAUUCUUUAGCGUCUGCUACCAGGUUUUAAUGCUGGUGACUAAUCUUUCAAUCAGUUUGUCGGAUUAUGUAUUUCAGGGACAAGGUUUUUUCGGCGAGUUUUGAUUUGUAACUAUUUAUUACUCUGGAAUUCUCAUUCCAGACAAUAUUUGACUUUAAAGUUAAUACCUGUAUAAUUAGCAGAUAAGAUAAGAAUACCUCAGUUUGUUCAUCAUCA
Messenger RNA from Solanum pennellii, 2310 nucleotides. Its product is annotated as COBRA-like protein 7. Bases 100 to 2046 code for a protein of 648 amino acids. Gene Ontology annotation, cellular component: membrane. The record is from RefSeq and is a predicted model, not a curated record. Lineage: Eukaryota; Viridiplantae; Streptophyta; Magnoliopsida; Solanales; Solanaceae. Gene Ontology annotation, biological process: cellulose microfibril organization. The transcript has 2 exons.